CCCGGCUGGCCUGGACCGUGUCGCAUUUACCCCGAGUUGGUAUGGCUGUGCCCCAAAUGAGGGCUUUCUGGAAGAAUAUGUGCGGGACAAUCUCCAAAAGCUGAUUUAUGCCCCUCCUUUUCUCUGCGGAUACAUCCCUCCUUUCUUUUAAAACUCUGUACUCUCCUCUCAAUUGCAGUCACGCUGUCGUUCUUCUGGUUAAGCGCAAUCCCUACACACAAUCAUCACCAUGGCUUCUCCCACUGUCAAGCUGAACAGCGGAUUUGACAUGCCCCUCGUGGGCUUUGGCCUCUGGAAGGUAAACAACGAGACAUGCGCGGACCAGGUUUAUGAGGCCAUCAAGGCGGGAUAUCGUCUUUUUGACGGCGCAUGCGACUACGGCAACGAAGUCGAAUGCGGUCAGGGUGUCGCCCGCGCCAUCAAGGAGGGCAUUGUCAAGCGCGAGGAACUCUUCAUUGUUUCCAAGCUGUGGAACAGUUUCCACGAGGGCGACCGCGUUGAGCCCGUCUGCCGCAAGCAGCUGGCUGACUGGGGCGUCGACUACUUCGACCUGUACAUCGUGCACUUUCCCGUUGCCCUGAAGUACGUUGACCCGGCUGUGCGCUACCCACCUGGAUGGAACUCGGAGAGCGGCAAGAUCGAAUUCAGCAACGCUACCAUCCAGGAGACCUGGACGGCGAUGGAGUCGCUGGUCGACAAGAAGCUCGCUCGCAGCAUCGGCGUUAGCAACUUCAGCGCCCAGCUGCUCAUGGACCUCCUCCGGUAUGCGCGCGUCCGUCCCGCUACCCUCCAGAUUGAACACCACCCCUACCUUACCCAGCCGCGUCUGGUCGAGUAUGCCCAGAAAGAGGGCAUCGCUGUCACUGCGUACUCGUCUUUCGGACCUCUGAGCUUCCUCGAGUUGGAGGUGAGGAAUGCCGUCGAUACCCCUCCUUUGUUCGAGCACAACACCAUUAAGAGCCUCGCCGAGAAGUAUGGCAAGACCCCGGCUCAGGUGCUACUGCGCUGGGCCACCCAGCGCGGCAUUGCUGUCAUCCCGAAGAGCAACAACCCCACCCGUCUGUCACAGAACCUGGAGGUCACUGGUUUCGAUCUGGAGAAGAGUGAGUUAGAGUCCAUCAGCUCGUUGGACAAGGGCUUGCGAUUCAAUGACCCUAUUGGAUACGGAAUGUACGUUCCUAUCUUCUAA
Messenger RNA from Aspergillus pseudotamarii, 1189 nucleotides. Its product is annotated as aldo/keto reductase. Bases 230 to 1189 code for a protein of 319 amino acids. Gene Ontology annotation, biological process: D-xylose catabolic process. The transcript has 2 exons. Gene Ontology annotation, cellular component: cytosol. The record is from RefSeq and is a predicted model, not a curated record. Gene Ontology annotation, molecular function: D-xylose reductase (NADPH) activity. NCBI's taxonomy places the organism in Eukaryota, Fungi, Ascomycota, Eurotiomycetes, Eurotiales, Aspergillaceae.